GGGGGUUAGAUUAUGUGGUGAGGGGGAUAAGAGCAGAACUCAAGACAGAGCUGAGGAAGGAGGAGAAAGCAAAUGAGGAGGUGGAGGAGAUUGGGCAGACAGUGUAUACACACACACACACACACACACACACACACACACAAAUACACACAGCAAAUCUCAGGAGUGAGCUAGAAUGGUGGGAGGCUGCUUUGAUCGUCCCUGGCUCGAUCCCUCUUCUCAGGCAGGACUUUGCAUGUAGGGGGCGCUGGGAGAGGAACCGUAUGUGGGAUUACAAUCCUCAGAGCCUUGUCUGAAUUCUGCAACCGAGCGCCACACUGCCUGCAUGACAGCCACAGCCACAGUCACACUCCUGGAAGAUUAGGUGUCACAGUAAUAGCGUCAUCGACUGCUGCCUGAUGAAUAAUCAUGCUUUUGGACCGGAGGAGGCAAAGCAGCAUUGGAAUUAAAAUGUGUAAAGAACAAACUGUACAAAAGAAGCACGGCCUCUAGAGAGAGAGAGAGAAAAAGAGAGAGAGAAAGAGAGAGACCCCUCGUGUCAGUGUCAUGGAUCACACAAGUCCAGACAGCCCCCACAGAUGAGAUGAUUAACAACAUGGAGGUGCUCAUUGGCAUCUAUUCCCAAGACCGUCCCGUCUCAAGAGGCGAACUCCUCAGGAUGCUAUUGACUGCUGCUGAACUGUCUGUUGUGUAAGAUCAGACUGUAAAGAAUGGGAAUUACAGCCUAAAUGACAUGUCCGCUCAAUACUGCGAGCUGGGCACACACUCAAAUGCAGUAUGUAGUGUGUGUGAAGCGUUUGACCUAUGAUUCGGGACAUGCAGUACAGAGACUCUGUCAGCAUGGAAGAGCAGACAUCCACUCUGAUUCACAUUUAUCAGAACAGCACCGAGCACUUCAACACUUCGUUUGACUUUAACUCCACAGGUCUAAACGAGAAUUCAAGCACCUAUGAGUUUUAUGUCAUUGGGCUUUUCCUCUCCUGCCUGUACACAAUCCUACUGUUCCCCAUUGGAAUUAUUGGGAACAUCCUCAUCCUGGUGGUUAACCUGAACCACAGAGAGAAGAUGACCAUCCCUGACCUUUAUUUCAUCAACCUGGCAGUGGCUGAUCUCAUUUUAGUGGCUGAUUCUCUCAUCGAGGUCUUUAACCUGAACGAGAAGUACUAUGACUAUGCUGUUCUCUGCACCUUCAUGUCUCUUUUCCUGCAAGUCAACAUGUACAGCAGCAUCUUUUUCCUGACAUGGAUGAGUUUCGACCGCUACGUGGCUCUAGCCAACUCCAUGAGCAGCAGACCGCUGCGCACCAUGCAGCAUGCCAAGCUGAGCUGCAGCCUCAUCUGGAUGGCCUCCAUCCUGGCAACCCUGCUGCCCUUCACCAUUGUGCAGACACAGCACACGGGCGAGAUCCACUUCUGCUUCGCCAACGUCUUUGAGAUCCAGUGGCUGGAGGUGACAAUCGGUUUCCUCGUGCCUUUCUCUAUCAUCGGUUUGUGCUACUCUCUGAUUGUGCGCAUCCUUAUGCGGGCUCAGAAGCACAGGGGCCUGUGGCCACGCCGACAGAAAGCCCUGCGCAUGAUCGUCGUGGUGGUGCUGGUGUUCUUCAUCUGCUGGCUACCUGAGAACGUCUUCAUCAGCAUCCAGCUGCUCCAGGGUCCUGAUCCUUCGAAGCGCAGCGCAACCACCCUGUGGCACGACUACCCUCUGACUGGACAUAUUGUCAACCUGGCGGCUUUCUCCAACAGCUGCCUGAACCCUAUCAUCUACAGCUUCCUAGGAGAGACCUUCAGAGACAAGCUGAGGCUCUUUGUGAAGCAGAAGGCCAGCUGGUCAGUGGUCUAUCGCUUCUGCCACCACACUCUGGACCUCAACAUCCCAGUUCGGAGCGAGUCUGAAGUCUAGGACCGAACGUAGUUCCACAGCUACUGGGAACGCCUCAUGAGAUUUGUUGCAUUUCUAAGAAGAACAAUCGGAAUGUUUUUUUUUCUAUUGAAAUUCCUCUGAGAAUGAAGUUGCUCUGAAACCGUAGAGCAGUAGGGUAGGAGUAGGGCAGAGAACGUAGGUGUAGCCACCAACUGACAGCGAUAUACAGAUUAUCUUAGAAAAGCAUUUGAAGGAGAAGCACCGUGUUUGCUUUAUUUCCUGCAGAGUGUAAUCUAUACGGAAAGCAAGGGAUUAUUCCUUCGCAAAGAUAUUAAUGGAAUGAAAAGUAAACGCAAAGCAGAGAUGAAAUAACGGAUCUGUUUUUUUAAAAGUAAACUUUAAAGAUUAAAAAAAAAACAUAUAAUGUUUCAAGGUGAUGACAUUUGUACUUCAGGGGGAUUGUGCUCAAUGAGUCCAUGGUAAGGGAACAAAUUAAAAAAAAAAA
Molecule: messenger RNA, 2365 nt
Organism: Tachysurus fulvidraco (yellow catfish)
Lineage: Eukaryota; Metazoa; Chordata; Actinopteri; Siluriformes; Bagridae
Gene: gper1
Product: G protein-coupled estrogen receptor 1
Exons: 2
Coding region: 805-1899 (364 amino acids)
Biological process (GO): G protein-coupled receptor signaling pathway; cellular response to estradiol stimulus
Cellular component (GO): membrane
Molecular function (GO): nuclear estrogen receptor activity; G protein-coupled receptor activity
Source: RefSeq, a predicted model, not a curated record